AUGAGUGAAAGGGAUGACUUUGGGCUCCCCCAGGAUGCCGAGACUCCCACCAGUGAGCCCCUGCUGGGGGCUGUGGCCAUGGAGGGUGCCUGGGCCCUUCCAGCCUGGAAGGAAGAGCAGGGAGAGCAGGCAGUAGGGCGGGGGGAAGAGGAGUGCCCCAUCUGCACUGAGCCCUACGGGCCCAGGGAGCAUUGCCUAGCCCUGUUGAACUGUAGCCACGGCCUGUGUGUGGGCUGCCUGCGCAGGCUGUUGGGCUCGGCCCCGAGCUCCAACCUGGGCCAGGUGCGCUGCCCACUGUGCCGCCAGAAGACCCCCAUGCUGGAGUGGGAGAUCUGCCAGCUGCAGGAGGAGCUGCUACUGGCCGACGGGCCCCAACGUCAGCCCCACCGAGAGGCCCCUGUACCCCAGCACCAAGACCCUGGACCCUGGGGCUCCCUGGAGCACCGCUACCAGCAGCGCUUUGUGGUGGGGGCUGUGGGCGGCCGUGGCUGCCUGCCCUUCCUGCCCUGCCCACCCUGCCUGGGUGCCUGGCUCUGGACCCUACGGGAACGGGGACCCUGUGCCCACCGCCUGGCGCUGCUGAGCCUGCUGGCCCUCGAGCUGCUGGGGUUGCUGCUGGUCUUCAUGCCGCUGGUGCUGCUGGGGCUGCUCUUCCUGCUGCUGGACCGCUCUGGCCGCUGAGCAGAGCCCAGGACGGCCCUGACGCCAGUGGGCCCAGCCUGGCCCACAUCGCCACUGGGUGCUGUGAGGCCUGACCAGGCUGAAAAACCUGAGGUUGGGUCCAGGUCACUGCCCUUCAGUCAAGACCUCCAUGGCUGAACCCAAGACCGGGGCCACCCAGGAGCCUGACCCUGCCAGAGUGCAUGGCUGCUCUGGACGCCAGUGCCCAAGGACAGCUGCUGGAGGAGCCAGCCCAGCAGGAAGGUCUUCGAGCAGGACCCCACUCACCCUUUGGCAGACAGGCACCCUAUGGCCAUGGCUGAUGCUGGCCACACUUCCCCUUCCAAGGGCUGGCCGAGCAUAGCAGACGUGAAAGUUAACAGAGCUGCAGUCAGUCAGUUCCUUGGAGAGGGCAGGGGUUCCGCCCACCCGGUGUUCAGAUAAGGGCCAGUGCAUGUUCCUGAAGGUCAGGCCAUUUGGGGGAGGAGCCUGUGCUGUGAAAACUCCACCUGCAAAGGCUUCUCCCCAGCUGCUCAGGCUGAGACCAGCUGGGGGUCAGCACCGGCCUGUGUUGCAGGGACAAGUGUCCACCCAGGCCUUAAAAUGUAAGCACUAGGCCCAGCUCUACCCCUGCACACCCUCACGUUGCCACACCUGGGGCCUUCAUGGAAAGGGUGGAGACCGGGUCUGUGGGUGACCCUGAGAGAUGAAGCACCGGGCCUCCGACGCAAAGCAGCUUUCAAUAAACCGGCUUCUGGGAA
This is a messenger RNA of Callithrix jacchus (white-tufted-ear marmoset), 1421 nucleotides long. It is a transcript of the gene RNF229, whose product is annotated as ring finger protein-like. The record is from RefSeq and is a predicted model, not a curated record. NCBI's taxonomy places the organism in Eukaryota, Metazoa, Chordata, Mammalia, Primates, Cebidae.